AUCAGGAGCCCGACAAUCUGAGUAUGGAUUCUAAAUCUACCUAUAAUGAUUACUCGCCAUUGAUACACCAGGGCCGGGCUGUGAUUAAGAAUCGGAGAUUUCUUUGACAGAGUCGAUUUUUAACGGGAAUGUUGGAUUUUCUUUCUCCUGAGACCUCCAUUUAAUUACUAUGGAGAGUCUGUGCUUCAGAUUUUAAUUUCGCUUUGCCCGUUUAUUUGUUUUCUUUUUUCCUUUUUCCUCAAAGUUCCAGUUACAAGUUUCUUCUUAAUCCUUAAAUGGUUUUUUUCCCCUUUCAAACAGCCUGAAGUAGAGUUUGACCUUUUCCGCUUAGAUUUUUUCACCAGAUUAGAUCUUUAAUGUUUUUUUUCGCUAUAUUCUGUCUCUAUCUUAAAUUUUCGCUUCCUUUAAGUCUCCAUUCAGAAGCGGCUUUCCUCUUUUGUUAUGAUGUUUUCAUGGUUCGAUUGCUUUUUCUUUUCAUGUUCGUAAAUUGAAUUUUCUCGGCACUUUAACAUUCUAACUACGAGGAAAGGCAACUUUCGCUUGCUUUGUGUCUUCCGUGUUCCAACUAUGUUCCUCUUCAACAGCUCUUUAAACUAUUUUGUCAUUUUAUUGCUGCUAUUGUAGUCUUAAUUUUCUCAACCCCACCAAUAAUUCUCAUAAUCUCCAUUGUCCUCCUUCAAUCCAUUGAUUAUUUUAUAAAAAUCGCUUAAUUUCAUCUCCUGGUUGUCAUCUUUUUUCCCCUCAAGAAGAUGCAAAGGCCGUUCGAUGCUUGUUUUUCUCCCCAUCUUCAACUUUUCGUCACGUGUGCAGAAAAUGAUGGAGAAGGACUCUUUAAGGAGCAAUAACAAUGGUAAUAGCGCGAACUACAACAGAGAGAGAACCGGAGGUGAUGCGGGAUUGUUAAGAUCCAGCUCAGAUCCGGCCAAACAAACGGCGUCGUCUUCUGAUUUUGUUUUGCAGUGGGGAAACCGGAAGCGUCUCAGGUGUAUGAAGAUCCAGGUCAAAGACGACCAAUCCGGCCCGGUUAACCGAACCACGGUUCGAGUCGAUCGCCGUGUCGUGAGGGCCGAUAAGGACUCUUCAAAUCAGCCCAGCAAUAAUAACAAUCACGGGACUGGAAAUUUUAACCUCCGUCAACGGCCUGCUUCUCCUCAGGCCCCGCCACCUCAGCGCGUUCUCAGGAACUGUGAGAAUUCCAGUGCUAUGAGAGGCCAAAGCAACGGUGGUGUAAGAGGAUUCACUUCGCCAGACAGGGGUGUGCACGAGAAGAGAGGUGGCAACAAUAACAAUUACAACCACCACAGCAACAACCAUGAUAACCACCACCACAACAAUAAAUCGGCGGCAUCUUCGGAGACAGCUCAGGAUAGCAAAAAAGGAGGGUCAUCUUCUGGGAGCGGUGAGAUAGCUCCUGCACCCAUGGUUUGGCCACCUAAAUUCGUGAUUGCUUUAACAAAUAAAGAGAAAGAAGAAGAUUUCAUGACCUUUAAAGGAUCUAAACUGCCACAAAGACCAAAAAAGCGAUCAAAAUUUAUUCAACGUACCCUCAAUCUGGUAAGUCCUGGGACAUGGCUUUGCGAUUUAACCCUCGAACGUUAUGAAGUCAGGGAGAAGAAGAUCACAAAGAAGAGACCAAGAGGUUUAAAGGCUAUGGGUAAUAUGGAAUCUGACUCUGAAUAGAAAGCUGGGAAGGUGCAGUUUAAAGGUAUGAUUUUUUGGGUAUUUGCAAAUGUCGAUGAUGAUGAGAUUUUCCAGAGACAGUUGCUCUUUAUUUUUUUAAAGGAUGAGAUUAGUCUUUAAACUGUAUAAAUGAUGAUCUUUUCAUAUAUGAGAUGAAUGAAAAGUUUAGAUUAAGCAAAA
Messenger RNA from Gossypium raimondii (Peruvian cotton), 1860 nucleotides. RefSeq lists its product as uncharacterized. Lineage: Eukaryota; Viridiplantae; Streptophyta; Magnoliopsida; Malvales; Malvaceae. The record is from RefSeq and is a predicted model, not a curated record. The coding region runs from base 766 to 1680 and encodes 304 amino acids. The transcript is spliced from 5 exons.